CACAUAUAUAUAUAUAUAUAUAUGUAUAUAUACACGUCCAAUGAUUAGAUCAUGAUUUUUGCCCUCACCUGUUCUCUUCGAAGAGAAUUCAUUAGAUAAAAUUCGUUCAACACCAAAUUUUAAAAUUUUCGGACGAUUAACUUUUUCCAAAACAUUUGUAUUUUCACCGUUCAUCGUUCUUGAAUAAAACUAUAAUUUUACUACGUUGACAAUAGAUGAUAUAUUUUUUCCAUCACUGUUUGAUACACAAUUUAACAAUGACAGAAGUUAUAUGAAUAUGAACAUGUUAAAUGUUAAUCACGCACGACGGAAUGAUCACUGAGAAAAUGCAUAAGGGAAUCUAACGUUUUGCUUUACUUAGCUUUGCCUUCCCAGAGAAGCCAGAUUUUAGAGGAGAGUUAAAAAUUCGAGUCAGCUUGGUACAAUUUCGUCUUUCUCAUUGGUUCACGAAAGUGAUGUAGGCGUGGCUGGUUUGAAGACUCCUUCUUCCUCCUUCGAAGAUGAUGAUGAUGAUGAUGGUGAUAAUCUCUCUCUCUCUCUUUCUCUCUUUCUCUCUCUCUUUUUUUUUCUCUCUCUCUCUCUCUCUCUCUCUCCAAUGAUUGUUACAAAUUGAUCCAACUUUAUUCUUAAUUACUAAUUCGAUCUUUCAAUAUAAAUCGAUCGUAAAAUAUUUAUUAUCAGUAUUGUUUAAAAAUAAUUAAAUACAUUAAUAGAAUAUAUUUGAAAUAAUUCGCAAUGAAUUCACUUUUUGCUUUGAUAUUUUAAGAAAGCUUUUUAUAAUGAUCGGCUACCGAUUUCUACGGUAUGAAAAAAUAUUAAUGUAUUAAAAAGAAAGACAGAAAGAAAAAAAAAAAAGAAAUAAAAAAAAAAAAAAAAGAAAAAAAAAAUUAAAGAAAGAAAAUGUUAGAGAGACGUCUAUGAUACCUCCGGUGGUAGCCAUAUGGUUAUCUUUCUACGUGGGCCUUUAGAGUAUACAGUCACUUAGGUGUUUAUUUGAAGAGCCAUGUUUGAAGCAGCCUCUACCCACACGCCAAGAAUAUUCUUCGGGAUAUGUACACAUCGUGGUCCUCUAUUCGAUUUUAUUAGGUUUUAGGAUUUUCGAGGAUCCACCGGAUUUGUGAUAAUCAAAGCUUCGAUUGAGUCGAUUCGAGCCAAUCGACGCUUUUAUAGUGAAGAGCUGAUGUAUCUAACUAUUACCUUUGAUUCUGUCUAAUCUAUGUCUAAUAUUAUAUCUUUUUCUUCAGAUUGAAAUAUUCAUUGAAAUAUAUAUGAUUUUUUUUAUAUGAAAUUUGUUAAUGUUCGAAACGUGCAUAAGUACGAGAUAGCAUAAUCAUUCCUUGAUAAAGUUUAUCCGUUUGAAAAUUAUUUUCCAUUGGAUCCAAAACGAGAAGAUUCCUUUUAGGUCGUUGAUACUUCUGUAAAUUCUGUAAAUUCUACGAAAAAGAUGAGAGAAUCAGAAUUUAUGGUGUCUAGAGGAGAAGAAAGAGAGAGAGAGAAAGAGAGAGAGAAAGAGAGAGAGAGGGGGAGAUAUAUAUAUAUAUAUAAACAAUAAAAUAAUACGAUCGUGGAUUUACCGAAAAAACGAUGACGUUCCCAUUGCCAGUUGAGUUUGUAUUUCGCCUAAUAGCUGUAAUGAUUAAAGUUAAGAGAUAACCACCGAAAGCCAGGAAGGAAAGUGCAGUGACAGCUAAUUGAAAGAUUUUGGAAAUCUUCGUAUCUUUGCCCUUUUCUUCAUAAUAAUCGCUUCCAUGACGUCUUAUUGGGAUGUUCGAUAAGAUAAAAACUGGUUUUCGUUACGCGAACGAUUACUUGAAAAUCGUCAAGGAUGUUGCCAAUCUUGUAUCUCAAAGUUUAAAUCCUGAAAAGGAAGAAUCUUCUAAACGUGGAGAUCGCGGAGGGGAUGAUAAAAAUCAAGAUUUUGGUCCAACCAACGUAAUCUCAGCGUUCUUCAGAUUACUCGGUCUUGAUUCACAAAAGAUCGCAGCUAUUGCAGUGAACAGCGUUAUUUUUCUUGCACAAAUGAUCAGUUCUCUUUUUGGAUUACCACCAGUGAAAGAUGAUAAAGUUGAUCAAUCCAUUAAAACUGAGUCACCUUGGGAUCCAUUGAAAUUUAUCCUAGAGAAUAAAAAUGAUAAAAUGACAAAAUUGAUCGAGGAGGCUCGUAACGAGGCACUUCCGGAUCGAUUGAUGGACACAAUAGAUGGUUUCGAUUCAGCUUGCAUCAGAUUGUUACUUUGUAAAGCAUCAAUAGUGAUCAGAUCUGCUCAAGAGUCUCUGAAGAAGAAGAAGUCAAACGGGAUUCGUUCGUUUACCGCUUGGCUUCCGUCUAAAGAAGACUUCGAGAGGAACUCCGAUGAGUAUACGACGAGACUCCAAAAUUUUAUCCACGGUAGAUACAACACAUUUUUACAGAGGAAACGAGGAGGAAAAGAGGAUAGAAUCACAUCGGCGUUAAAUCGGAAAAACGUCUUCCUUAGGAGCAGAAGGAGGAGAAAGGAGGGAAGGAGGAAUCGGGAGGAUGGGGGAGGUGUCCGGGUCUUCUUCUCGUCCGUCGGAUAUCGAAGAGUACAACACACAAUUUUCCUCGGACCACUAACCCGCUACAAAAGACGUCUUCUGCCGCUGACAAGCAUUCAACGAAAACCCUCCUGCGGGAAGAAUGUAGUUCCUUGCUGAUGGUAUAAGAAGGACUACGUACAGGGCACGAGACUUUCUCCCUCUCUCUUUCUCUCUCUCUCUCUCUCUCUCUCUCUCAUUUUCUUUCUCUUUCUUACAUACACACGCUCUUAGCUUUCUCAGGCUCGCGACAAUAGGAGGAACGAAACGACUUUUCCAAGUUGGACCUUUGACAGGACAUCCGAACUCUCGUCUAACGUUAGAAUCUCGAUCCCUUUUCUUUCCUAAAUUCACCGAUAGAAAUUCGAGCAAUUUCCUAAAUGGAUCCUUUCUUAUCAAGAAAUUGAGCCGCAUCGAUUAUAAGAUACAACGAUGAGGAAGCUUCGAUACACAAUUCGUUCUAUCUCAAAAAGAAAAAAAAAAAGAAAAGAAAAAUGAAAAAAGAAAAAAAAAGAAAAAGAAAAGAGAUUAAAUAAAGAUAAGCGAGAAUGGUACUUUAGAUUAUUAAGGAUCUCUUUAAUAAGACGAUACGAAGGAUAUUCAAAUGGAUAUUUAUUAUCCAUUGGAUUUGAUCGAAUGGACGCUGUGUUGUAAUUAGGAAACAAACUUCUUCGUUUGAAUGAAAUAUUGCUAAAUUCUUCAGAGGAUAAUAAGAAAGAGAAAGAUAAAGGUAGAUAGAUAGAUAGAUAGAUAAAUAGAUAAAUAGAGAGAGAGAGAGAGAGAGAGAGAGAGAGAGAGAAAGUUGUGAAAUAGAAGAAUGAGGGAAGGAAAACGUAAUGGCUUUACUGUUUGCAGUCAACGGAGCAUACAGCCAUUUUCUAUGGAGAGUUAGCUCGUUAGCGUUUUAACGUAAUUGCAUCACUCGUAACUGCUGUGCCCUGAGGGGGGAUCGAGCUGGCUGGGCUUGCAAAGUCGCGUGAGUCAUUUCGAUUGGAUCGAGAAAUUAAGACUGGCAAAAUGGCGGCCGCACGAAAAUGCCUUUCGAGAGAAGGGUUCGAGGAAAAGAGAGGGAGAGGGAGAGAGAGAAAAAGAGAGAGAGAGAGAAAGAGAGAAAGGGGGAUUCAAACGAAGGGGGAGGACGGGGAGAGAACCGAAAUAUCGGGUGCACCGUUCCGAUCUCUGUAAUUACGUUCUCCUCUUCUCGAUAAUCCCUCUCCCAUUAAUUCUCAUCGACAGAAUUACGUCAUCCUCA
Messenger RNA from Vespa velutina, 3808 nucleotides. RefSeq lists its product as uncharacterized. Lineage: Eukaryota; Metazoa; Arthropoda; Insecta; Hymenoptera; Vespidae. The transcript is spliced from 5 exons. The record is from RefSeq and is a predicted model, not a curated record. The coding region runs from base 1765 to 2676 and encodes 303 amino acids.